This is a messenger RNA of Hemibagrus wyckioides, 1246 nucleotides long. RefSeq names its product ring finger protein 121 (gene rnf121). The coding region runs from base 51 to 1049 and encodes 332 amino acids. The transcript has 9 exons. Gene Ontology annotation, cellular component: endoplasmic reticulum membrane; Golgi membrane. Lineage: Eukaryota; Metazoa; Chordata; Actinopteri; Siluriformes; Bagridae. The record is from RefSeq and is a predicted model, not a curated record. Gene Ontology annotation, molecular function: metal ion binding; ubiquitin protein ligase activity.
UGUCACCCGGAAGUUGCCGGGACGGUCGGGUUGUGUCAGCGCUCCCUAAGAUGGCGGGGGUGUUUGAGGUGGAGGUUGACGGCGUAGAACACGACCACGGACACGGGCACGUCGACGAACACCCUCAGGUUGACCUCUCACAGCUUUCACCAGAGGAUAAGUGGAGGCUGGAACAUGCCAGGAUGCACGCCAAACACAAAGGGCAUGAAGCCAUGCACGCUGAGAUGGUGCUCAUCCUCAUCGUCACGCUCGUCAUCGCCCAGCUCGUCCUGGUGCAGUGGAAACAGCGUCAUGCCAGAUCCUACAACUUGGUGACCCUGUUUCAGAUGUGGGUGGUGCCUCUUUACUUCACCACAAAGCUACACUGGUGGCGAUUCUUGGUGACGUGGUCCAUCUUCUCCAUCGUCACUGCUUUCAUCACGUUCCGUGCCACACGCAAACCAUUGGAAUGCACCACACCAAGAUUGGUUUACAAAUGGUUUUUCCUCUUGUACAAGAUCAGCUACACGACAGGCAUCGUGGGCUACAGUGUAGUCAUGUUCACACUCUUUGGCAUCAAUUUGAUAUUUAGGAUAAAGCCAGAAGAUUCCAUGGAUUUUGGCGUUUCCAUGCUCUUUUAUGGACUCUAUUACGGCGUCCUGGGCAGGGAUUUUGCAGAGAUGUGUGCAGACUUCAUGGCUUCCACAAUAGGAUAUUACAGCGCAUCCGGAAUGCCCACUAAACACCUCUCGGACAGCAUCUGCGCCGUGUGCGGUCAGCCCAUCCUGGUGAGCGUGGACGAAGAAGGGAUCAUGGAGAACACCUACAGACUCUCCUGCAACCAUGUAUUUCAUGAGUUCUGCAUACGAGGCUGGUGCAUUGUGGGUAAGAAACAGACAUGCCCAUACUGCAAAGAAAAGGUGGACUUGAAGAGGAUGUUCAGUAAUCCAUGGGAGAGGCCUCACGUCAUGUACGGACAAUUACUGGACUGGCUCCGCUAUCUCGUAGCCUGGCAGCCGGUCAUAAUCGGACUAGUGCAGGGGAUCAACUACAUCCUGGGUCUAGAGUAACGGCGACACCCAUCCCCAAGCGAGAGAGAGAGAGAAAGAGACUAUAGUCUGUUGUGGGGUUAAUCGGACACUGGGACUGGAACUUUAAUCACCAAAAGUGUGUAAUGUACUGUAUAUUGGCACACACACUGUGCAUCUGUGUAUUUAAAGGAGGAAAAAAAAAGAAAUCUAAUAGAGGUCUGGCUUUGUUUUUGAAA